This is a messenger RNA of Radiomyces spectabilis, 660 nucleotides long. RefSeq lists its product as uncharacterized. NCBI's taxonomy places the organism in Eukaryota, Fungi, Mucoromycota, Mucoromycetes, Mucorales, Radiomycetaceae. Bases 1 to 660 code for a protein of 219 amino acids. The transcript has a single exon. The record is from RefSeq and is a predicted model, not a curated record.
AUGACAAGUCGUGAUGAAUUCAUUUUAUAUCUAGAACCCGAUGUGCAUACCACCGCUCGACAGUGGAUUGACACCUUUAUCACGUCCUCAUCCUCAAGAUUCUAUCCAACCACAGCCACAAAAUAUACCUGCCAUACCAGUAUGACCGGUUUUUUCGAGUUGCCUAACGAUAUGACUGUAACUCAGUUUAUCGCUCUCAUUGACCCGCUGAUACAAAAGCAAGAGUUCCAUUCUAUUCCUGUCAUUGACACAAAUCCAUUAUUAGUCACAAAAUUAGAUACCGAGCAGCGAGAAAAACCUGUACAUUUAUUAUUACCCGUUUCCGUGACCAACAGCUACCAUGAGAUUGUGGAGAAUCUACGGCGUGUUUGCAGCGACAGACAAAUCAUGAUCCGCCCAAAGAAAAUCAACCACAUCAGUCUAGCCUACUGGGACGAGCCAGAAGCCACUGCUGAGCAACAUGAAGCGUGGCAAUCCAUGGUGAACAGUGGCAUAUUCGAGAAAAUGGAGGAAACGGCUCGCACAGAAUUUCAAUCUCUCAGUAACCCACGCGAUUGGCACAUUGUUCUUUACCGACGCACAAAGAAAGGACGCCAGGUUGGAGAACCACAUAUUUUUGCUGAACAAGCGCGAUGGAAAGUCAUUCCUCGCCCCAUGUAA